Molecule: messenger RNA, 5058 nt
Organism: Chrysochloris asiatica (Cape golden mole)
Lineage: Eukaryota; Metazoa; Chordata; Mammalia; Afrosoricida; Chrysochloridae
Gene: NRAP
Product: nebulin-related anchoring protein
Exons: 42
Coding region: 1-5058 (1685 amino acids)
Biological process (GO): cardiac muscle thin filament assembly
Cellular component (GO): Z disc
Molecular function (GO): actin filament binding
Source: RefSeq, a predicted model, not a curated record
AUGAAUGUGCAGGCUUGCUCCAGGUGUGGAUAUGGGGUUUACCCUGCUGAGAAGAUCAGCUGUAUAGAUCAGAUAUGGCAUAAAGCGUGUUUUCACUGUGAAGUCUGUAAGAUGAUACUAUCGGUUAAUAACUUUGUGAGUCACCAGAAAAGGCCCUAUUGUCUUGCCCAUAACCCCAAGAACAACACUUUUACAAGUAUAUAUCACACUCCGUUAAAUCUAAAUGUGAAGAAGACUCCAGAGACCAUCCAUGGGGUUCACCCACAGGAAGAUGAACGAUUUAAAUCGGUUUUUCAGUGGGACAUGAAGACCAAGGAUGGGGCAACUUCACCUAACGGACAACCACUGGUGAAUGAGAGACCCUAUUGGACUGGAUAUGGGGAAGGAAAUACUUGGUGCCCAGGGGCUCUGCCAGAUCCUGAAAUUGUAAGGAUGGUUGAGGCACGGAAGUCUCUUGGUGAGGAGUACACAGAAGACUAUGAGCCACAGAAGGGCAAGGGGAGCUUUCCAGCCAUGAUCACACCGGCAUAUCAAAGGGCCAAGAAAGCCAACCAAUUGGCCAGCCAAGUGGAAUACAAGAGAGGACAUGAUGAACGUGUCUGCAGGUUCUCCACAGUGGCAGAUACUCCUGAACUGCUACGGGCCAAGGCGGGGACACAGCUUCAAAGCGAUGUGCGGUACCAUCAGCAAUAUCAGAAAGAAAUGAAGGGCAGUCCUGCUAUUGGAGCCGAGGGCACGUUUGUAGACCAGAAUGACCAGGGUUACUCGGACGAGUAUGAAGAGCACAGGGGAAAGGGUAGCUUUCCAGCCAUGAUCACCCCAGCUUACCAGAAUGCCAAGAAAGCCAACGAGCUCGUGAGUGAUAUCAAGUACAGGCAGGACUUGAAUAAGAUGAGAGGCGCUGCACACUACCAUUCCCUUCCAGCCCGCGACAACUUGGUUCUUCAGCGCGCUCAGAAUGUGAACAAGCUUGUGAGUGAGGUGGAGUAUAAGAAGGAUCUGGAAGGUAGUAAAGGGCAUAGUAUCAACUACUGUGAAACGCCUCAAUUCAGGAACGUGAGCAAGAUCUCAAAAUUCACCAGUGAUAAUAAAUACAAAGAAGACUAUCAGAACCACAUGAGAGGCCACUAUGAGGGAGUUGGUAUGGACAGACGGACUCUCCAUGCUAUGAAAGUUGGAAGUCUGGCAAGCAACAUUGCUUACAAGGCGGAUUAUAAACAUGACAUUGUUGACUACAACUAUCCGGCCACACUGACUCCUUCCUAUCAAACCACCAUGAAGCUGGCUCCCUUGAAAGAUGUCAACUACAGGCAAAACAUCGACAAGCUGAAGUACAGCUCUAUUACCAACACUCCUCAGAUUGUUCAGGCCAAAAUCAACGCCCAACAGCUGAGUCAUGUGAAUUACCGCGCUGAUUAUGAGAAAAAUAAGCUGAACUAUACACUGCCACAGGAUGUGCCUCAGCUGGUGAAGGCCAAAACCAAUGCUCAGCUAUUUAGCGAGGUUAAAUACAAAGAAGAUUGGGAGAAGAUGAAGGGGAAAGGAUUCGAGAUGAAGCUGGACGCUAUGUCUCUGCUGGGUGCCAAGGCCUCUGGGGAGCUUGCCAGCAAUAUUAAAUACAAAGAAGAAUAUGAAAAAACGAAAGGCAGAGUCAUGGGCACCACAGACUCCAGGCUCUUACACUCCUUGCAGGUGGCCAAGAUGAGCAGCGAGGUUGAGUACAAGAAAGGCUUUGAAGAGAGUAAGACCCACUUUCGCCUGCCCAUGGACAUGGUGAAUAUCAGGCAUGCUAAGAAGGCCCAGGCUCUCGCCAGUGACUUGGACUACAGGAAGAAACUACACAAGUUCACUGUGCUGCCUGAAGACAUGAAGACCUGCUGGGCCAAGAAAGCCUAUGGGCUCCAGAGUGAGCUGCAGUACAAGGCUGACCUGGCGUGGAUGAAGGGAGUCGGGUGGCUGACCAAGGGGAGCCUCAAUUUGGAACAAGCCAAGAAGGCUGGUCAGCUGGUCAGCGAGAAAAACUACAGGCAGAAAGUCGAUGAGCUGAAGUUCACCAGUGUGGUAGACAGUUCCCAGAUGGAGCAUGCCAAGAAAAGCCAGGAGCUGCAGAGCGAGGUGGCCUACAAGGCAGGGAACGCACAGUCCGUCCAUCAGUACACCAUCAGCAAUGAUGAGCCUCUCUUCCUGCGGGCCCGAGCCAAUGCUGCAAACCUCAGUGAGAAACUCUACAAGAGCAGCUGGGAAAACCAGAAGGUCAAAGGGUUUGAACUGCGUCUUGACUCCUUGACCUUCCUGUCAGCCAAAGCCAAGAGGGAUCUGGCAAGUGAGGUGAAGUACAAGGAGGAUUACGAGAGGUCCCGGGGGAAGCUCAUCGGGGCAAAGGAUGCCCAGGGGGAUUCGCAAAUGAGCCACUCACUGCACGUGUCCAAGCUGCAGAGUGAACUGGAGUACAAGAAGGGGUUUGAGGAUGCCAAAUCCCAAUACCACCUCUCCCUGGAUAUGGUCCACCUUGCCCAUGCCCGCAAGGCUCAGCAUUUAGCCACAGACAUAGGCUACAAGACGGCAUCUCAUCACUUCACCGCUCUGCCCACAGACAUGAAGGUGGAAUGGGCCAAGAAGGCUUAUGGUUUACAGAGUGAUAACCAAUACAGGGCAGAUGUGAAGUGGAUGAAAGGCUCAGGCUGGGUCACCACCGGGUCAUUAAAUGUGGAGCAGGCGAAGAAGGCAGGAGAACUCAUUAGUGAGAGGAAGUACCGUCAACCUCCUGAUGCUUUGAAGUUCACCAGUAUAGAAGACACUCCGGAGAUGGUCCAGGCCCGGAUUAGUUAUACCCAGGCCGUGGAUAGGUUAUACAAGGAGCAAGGAGAAAACAUAAAACAUCAUUACACGCAGACAGCAGACCUCCCUGAAGUCCUGCUGGCCAAGCUCAACGCCAUGAAUAUCAGUGAGACCCGCUAUAAAGAAUCCUGGAGCAAACUUCGAGAAGGCGGGUAUAAACUGAGGUUGGAUGCCCUUCCAUUCCAGGUGGCAAAAGCUUCUGGAGAAAUCAUAAGUGAUUAUAAAUACAAAGAAGCAUUUGAGAAAAUGAAAGGCCAGAUGCUUGGCUCCCGGAGCUUGGAAGAUGAUAUCAGCCUUGCACAUUCUGUGCAUGCGACCUUGCUGCAGAGCGAUGUGAAUUACAAGAAAGGCUUUGAACACUCCAAGGCACAGUUCCAUCUGCCGUUGGACAUGGUAACCCUGGUGCAUGCUAAGAAGGCUCAGACCCUGGCCAGUGACCAGGACUACAAACACCCACUUCCCCAGUACACUUCCUUGGUGGAAGACUUGAGGUUGAGCUGUGUCAAGAAAGCUCACAAACUGCAGAGUGAGAAUCUGUAUCGUUCAGACCUGAACUUUAUGCGUGGGGUUGGCUGUGUCAUUCCAGGCACGUUGGAGAUUGAAGGGAAAAAGAAGGCGUCUGAACUCAUCAGCGAGAGUAAAUACCGUCAACAACCCCAGUCAUUCAAGUACACAGCGGUGACUGAUUCGCCCAGCCUCCUUCAUGCGAAAUUCAGCAAUCAGAUUACCAAUGAGCGUCUCUAUAAGGCAGCUGGAGAAGAUGCCAGGCACCAAUACACCAUGACCCUGGGUCUUCCGGAGUUCGUCAGAGCAAAAACCAACGCGGCCAAUCUGAGUGACACGAAAUACAAGGAGUCUUGGCGUAACGUUCGUGCUCAGGGCUACAGGCUGACAACGGAGGCGCUCCCCUUCCAGGCUGCUCGGGCCUCUGGAGAGAUCGCCAGUGAUUUUCUCUACAGACACGACUUUGUGAAGGAGCGGGGGCGGCUCAUUGGACCCCGCAGUGUGAGUGAUGACCCCCGGCUCCAGCACUGCCAGCGGAUGGGUCAGCUGCAGAGUGAGCUUCAGUACCGGAGGAAGGCAGCUGGCACUCAAGCCCAGUGCCACCUGCCCAUGGAUAUGGUGAACCUGGUCCAUGCCAGGAAGGCCCAGGCCCUGGCCAGCGACUGUGACUACAGGACACACUGCCACACGUUCACGGCGCUGCCCGAGGACCUGAAAAUGGCCUGGGCCAAGAAAGCCCACGCCCUGCAGAGUGAGUUUCGCUACAGAUCAGACCUGAUGGGCAUGAAGGGUGCAGGAUGGCUGACGUCUAGCUCCCCACAGAUGGAGAGUGCAAAGAAGGCUGGAGAACUCAUCAGUGAGACCAAAUACCGAAAGAAGCCAGACAGCAUCAAGUUCACCAGCGUGGUAGACUCCCCAGACCUCGUGCAUGCCAAGAACAGCUACAAACACUGCAACGAGCGUCUGUACAGGUUGGGGGAUGCUGAGUCUCUGCACAGGUACACGGUGAUCCCUGACCACCCCGACUUCACCCGAGCCCGCCUCAACGCGCUUCACCUGAGUGAUAAAGUCUACAGAGACUCAUGGGAGCAGACCAGGGCUGGUGGCUAUGACUUCAGACUGGAGGCCAUCCCAUUCCAGACGGCUCGGGCAUCCAGAGAGAUCGCCAGUGAUUUUCGGUACAAGAAGGCCUUCCUGAGGGACCGGGGCUUGCAGAUUGGGUACCGCAGCGUCAGCGACGACCCAAGGAUGAGGCAUUUCCUCACUGUCAGCAAACUCCAGAGUGACAACGAAUACAAGAAGGACUUUGCCAAGACCCGGUCCAAGUUCCACAGCUGUGCAGACCAGCCUGGCCUCCUCCAAGCCAAGAGGAGCCAGCAGCUGGCCAGCGAUGUGCAUUACAGGCAGUCCCUACCCCAGCCAACCUGCGACCUGGAGGAGCUGGGCCUGAAGCAUGUGCGGAAGGUUCACCAACUGCAGAGUGACGUCAAAUACAAAUCAGACUUGAACCUGACCAGAGGCGUUGGCUGGACCCCACCCGGCUCCUACAAAGUGGAGAUGGCUCGGCGGGCUGCAGAACUGGCCAACGCCAGGGGUCUGACUCUCCGGGGCGCUUCUGCUAGGGCAGAGGCUGUGGACGUCAGUGGCCAGUGGGAAGAUGUGAACCCUGAUACCACUGAGAUUCUGCACGUCAAAAGGAAGAGGGCUGUACACUGA